GAAGAAUGUCAAGUUAGUCCGGCAAUCGCUCUUUUUGGUACUUAAUUGUCUAAUAAGAAUAUAUAUCUUCCCGCAAUGCAAAUUCUUGCAGAAUUUGUAAUGUUUUAAAUAAAUCUAAUUAUUACGUUUCAUAGACAUAUACAACAAGCAGGUGCCUAGGUCAAAAAUUGAUGGAACAUUUAAUAAGGGGAAAAUUCCACCGUGUGGUAAUAAAUUCAUGUAUAAACCACACUUACAAAUAUGGACCCUACAGCGUCAAUAAAAAUAAAGUUUGCUUGCUUUGGACUGGCAGAGUUCUAGAAAGUAGUAUUCCAAAAUCUAUAUUGUAUUCUAAAUAUCAGAGAAGGGAAUAUGGUAUGUUUGUUGUGAGAGCUCUAAGAGGUGUUUUAAAAAUUAGAUAUUUAUUACUUGGUGGAGCUGUUGCUGGAGGAAGUGCAUUAAAUCAGAAAUACCAAGAAUGGAGAGAUGGUUUACCAGAUUUGAAGUGGUUAAAUGAUGUACUACCAGAAAAUAACAAGUGGCAAGAAUGGAGGGGAUCCAUGAUAGAUAUAAAAGAUAACAUCAAAAAUAAUAUAGAAAUUGAUCCAAGACUCAAAGCUUUGACAGAAGCAAAAUACUAUGAAUUUAAAAAUUGGUUUGAUCAAAGACUUGAAGAUGCUAUUCAAGCAGCAGAACAUAGUGAAUCAAGUCCAUCAAACAUUCAAGGCUAUCACCAGAAUCUUUUGCAGAUUAUAGAGAGACUGUACUCGGAGGUUAAAAAAGAAGUCAGAGAUAGAAGCACUGUGUAUGCAAAACCAUCUGCACAAGAUGAUAAAUCCAAAAAAUCAGACCAAGAGCGACUUAAUAGUUUACAAGAAGAAAUGAUGCUCACACAAAUUAAAUACCAGAAAGAACUUGAGAAAUUGGAAAAAGAGAAUAAGGAAUUACGUAAACAGAAUCUCUUAUUGCGUCAAGGAAGAAAACCACCUUUAAGAAAAGUCAAAAGAAGUCUAAUUGAUAUGUACAGUGAAGUAUUAGAUGAAUUAGCUGAUUUUGAUAGUGGAUACAACACUCAAGAUCAGUUACCGAGGGUUGUAGUGGUUGGAGAUCAAAGCAGCGGAAAAACUUCCGUUUUGGAAAUGAUUGCCCAAGCUAGAAUAUUUCCGAGAGGAGCUGGAGAAAUGAUGACUAGGGCACCAGUAAAGGUAACAUUGUCAGAAGGUCCAUAUCAUGUAGCCCAGUUCAGAGAUUCGAAUAGGGAAUUCGAUUUAACUAAAGAAAAAGAUUUGGCAGAAUUAAGGCAUGAAGUUGAAUUAAGAAUGAGAAAUAGUGUAAAAGGAGGUAAAACAGUCUCUAAUGAAGUUAUCUCUAUGACUGUGAAAGGCCCUGGAAUACAAAGAAUGGUGUUGGUAGAUUUGCCUGGUAUAAUUUCAACUCAAACCACUGAUAUGGCUUCAGACACCAGGGAUUGUAUCAAACAGAUGACUCAAGCAUACAUGAAUAACCCAAAUGCUAUCAUUUUGUGUAUUCAGGAUGGUUCAGUAGAUGCUGAAAGAAGCAACGUUACAGAUUUGGUAGCUUCCUGUGAUCCCAGUGGUAAAAGAACAAUUUUUGUGUUAACUAAAGUGGAUCUAGCAGAAGAAAAUUUGGCUAAUCCCGAUAGGAUAAGGAAAAUUUUGGCUGGAAAACUGUUCCCAAUGAAAGCUCUAGGAUACUUUGCUGUUGUUACUGGUAGAGGUAGACAAGAUGACUCGAUCCAAACUAUCAAAGAUUAUGAGGAAACAUUCUUCACUGGUUCCAAGCUUUUCAAAGAUGGAGUCAUCAGAUCGACGCAAGUUACAACAAGAAAUUUGAGUUUAGCUGUUGCGGACUGCUUCUGGAAAAUGGUCAAGGAAACCGUAGCACAACAAGCCGAUUCCUUCAAAGCUAGACGCUUCAAUCUAGAAACUGAGUGGAAAAACAAUUUUCCAAGAUUGCGAGAGCUUGAUAGAGAUGAAUUAUUCGAAAAGGCAAGAUCGGAAAUCUUGGAUGAAAUUGUUAAUCUGUCUCAGGUCAGUCCAAAACAAUGGGAGGAAGUUUUGACCGCUAGGAUAUGGCAAAACAUGUCAGAUAAAGUAUUUGAAAAUAUUUAUUUACCAGCAGCACAAACGGGAAGUUCAGAAACCUUCAACACAGCCGUCGAUAUCAAAUUGAGACAAUGGGCUGAACAAAGUCUCCCCAUAGAAUCUGUGGAGUCAGGUUGGCAAACUUUAGAGUCCGAAUUUUUGAAGUUCUUCGACAAGGCAAAAAAUACCCCUGAUCAUGAUAAUAUUUUUGAUAAACUAAAAGAAGCCGUAGUUAAUGAAGCUAUGGUUAGGCAUACAUGGGAAAAUAAAGCUUCAGAAAUGUUAAGAAUAAUUCAGUUGAACACUUUGGAAGAUAGAACUAUAGGAGAUAAAAGGGAUUGGGAUGCAGCAGUUAAAUUUUUAGAAAAUAGCAUCAAAGAAAAGUUACAGCAAAGUGAAAAUAUUUUGAAAGAACUAAUUGGACCUUCGACCAAGGAAAGAUGGAUGUAUUGGAAAUAUCAAACUGAAAUGCAGUCAAGAAGAAACGUAGUUAAAUCAGAAAUUGAUAAAAUUCUAUACUCCAAUGAGAAACACCCACCCGAUCUCAGCUAUGAUGAAUUGACUGUAAUAAAAAACAAUGUAGGUAGAAAUGAUGUGGAAGUUGAUAAUGAUUUCAUCAGAGAAGUGUGGAGACCUGUAUACCGCCGACAUUUUCUUCAUCAAGCCCUUGGAAGAGCUUAUGACUGUAGAAAAGCCUUUUAUUUCUAUCACCAACAAAUGGAUUGUGAUUGUGGCGAUGUGGUUUUAUUCCACAGGAUUCAACAAAUGGUUAAAGUUACGGCAAACGCUCUCAGGCAACAAAUAACAAACAGAGAGGCUAGGAGGUUAGAUAAAGAAAUCAAAGAAGUUCUCGAAGAAUAUAGUCAAGAUUCUGAAAAGAAGGAGAAUUUAUUGAUUGGCAGGAGAGUAACAUUAGCUGAAGAAUUAAAACGAGUGCGCCAGAUCCAAGAAAAACUAGAAGAAUUCAUCCAGGCACUCAAUAAAGAAAAAUAAAGCUAGUCCUAAAUUUAAGAUCAAAUAAUAUUUCAUUAAUUAAGGUAUAAUCAUAUAUAUAUUUUCUUUUUUUUCGUUCGAAUGAUUAUGUAAUUUGAUUCAAUUUAAUUGUUACUGUUGUGGAAUUGGCUUUUUACAUUCAUCAUAUUCAAUUUUUUUAAAUGAAGUUUCUGAUGUGUGGACGAAUAAAACAAUCAAACUUCUUAAGUUUCUGUUUUAUUCAAAAUACAGAAUUAUUUUUUUUCCUUGUUACUCAUUAUUGAUGUGUUUGCAAUGUCAAUGAAAUAAAUUAUUAUUCUCA
Molecule: messenger RNA, 3378 nt
Organism: Harmonia axyridis
Lineage: Eukaryota; Metazoa; Arthropoda; Insecta; Coleoptera; Coccinellidae
Gene: Opa1
Product: dynamin-like 120 kDa protein, mitochondrial
Exons: 15
Coding region: 171-3077 (968 amino acids)
Biological process (GO): mitochondrial fusion
Cellular component (GO): cytoplasm; microtubule; mitochondrial membrane
Molecular function (GO): GTP binding; microtubule binding; GTPase activity
Source: RefSeq, a predicted model, not a curated record